UACAUUUGCUUUCUUCUCAACUUCCGUUGUCGGGCUGGUUCAAUAUCUCGCAUAAGUUCUGACAGUUUAGCUUGUAUUUCUGUGGGCUCGGAGCUACUCCAUUAUGCUGCAGUGAACCUUUCUUUCACAAGCCAGGAGAAAACUCGUCUACAUGACCUAAAACGAAGAGCUGCUCACAGUGAGGAAAUGCUGUCGUUUCAUCUGCAGUAAUCCUGUUAUUUAUGUCAAUAAAGUCGGAGAAAUGGAUUUCCAAAAGGCUCUACUUGAUGUGGAUAAAUCCUUGUCCACUGAUGAGGUGGAAGCACUGUCUUUUCUGUGCACCGACAUCUUGAGCAGAAAACCAGCCUCUCUGGAUUGUGCCAGCAGCCUCUUCUCCUUACUCAUGAAAGAAGACCAUCUGUCGGCUGGAAACCCACAGCUCCUGGUGGAGCUUCUCCUCACCAUCCAGCGCCCUGUUAUUUUGCAGAACAUUAAACUUUCUUUCCAGUUGCCCUCACCCAGCACCCUCAUCUCACCCUACAGGAAGCUGCUGUAUCGCCUGUCAGAACAAAUUACCGAGGAGGAGCUCGGAGAGAUGAAGUUCCUGCUAAAGGACGUCCCACGAAGAAAACUUGAGCAAAAAUCUACGCUGGGAGUCUUCCUGGAGUUGGAGCACCUGGACCUCAUAAAUGAAUCUAGUCUCGAAUAUCUGGAGACCUUAUUUAAGUCGGUGUGUCCUGUGCUGAAUGAAGACAUUCGUCUCUAUAGGAAAGAAAUUUGGCAUCCAGAGUCGCAACCUUUGACUGUUAUAUCAAGUCAGACCCCGAAACCUUUCUACAGGACUGACUUCCGGGGUGAUAAGACUCCACAACUUCCUUUGCAGCCUUCUGUGAAUCCAUCAAAGUCCCCAAAUGGGGAAAUGGCUUCUUUGGAUACAGUGAAUCCAGAAAAGAACAACCCAGAGUCUCAGGAAAAUGAUGAGGUUCUGUGUGAUUACCCAAUGACUGGGAAGAGAGGGGUCUGUGUGAUAGUGGACAACUUUGAUUUCUCUAAAUCAUACCACAAAUUAAAUAAUCGAGAGGGAUCCAAGUUUGAUAGAGAUGCUCUGAAAGAAGUAUUUCAGUGGUUGGGCUAUGAGAUGUACACAUACCUAGACUAUAAUGCGGCUCAGAUAAAAAGUUUGUUUGCCUGCAUCGGCCAACAGGACCACAGCCAGUACGACAGCCUGGUGUGCUGUAUUCUCAGUCAUGGCAUGGAGGGUAAAGUGUACGGUGUAGAUGGCAACCUCGUUGAGAUCAAAUUGCUGAUAGAGUGCAUCAACGGAGAGAAGUGCCCGUCUUUAAUUGAAAAACCCAAGAUGCUUUUCAUCCAGGCCUGUCAAGGCUGCAAACAACAGUAUCCAGUCCAUCCAGACGGCAUUGAAGACGAAACAACACGAAUUUCUGCUGAUGCGAAAGUUGUAGAUGUGAGGAGCCCAGUCAUAGCUGACUUGCUGGUGGGCAUGUCCACGGUUCCUGAUCAUGUCUCCUUCAGAGAUAAAUUGUGUGGCACCUGGUAUAUCCAGUCGUUGUGCAAAAACCUCGUCAAGUAUGUGCCAAGGAGGGUUGACCUUGUCUCCAUUCUCACAAAAGUGAACUUCGAUGUUAGCAGCAUGACCGAUGCUAGUCGGCUGAAAAAGCAAAUGCCUCAGCCGGCCUUCUCGCUCCGAAAAAGGGUGGUUUUCCCUGUCCCUGAGAAACCCCCACCCGAAAUUGGAGCGUUGACCAAAGACAAUCCCUGAGAGACAUUGGAUUUUUUUUUAAUGUUUUUUUGUUUCACUGACAGUUUACAAUUUUUAAUCACAUCCUGAGUUUUGAGGAAUCAGGUUUAUCCAUUCUUUUGUAGGAAUCCCUUUUGAGUUGUAGCUCUUCAAAUGAUAUUAAUAAAGUCCUACUCUCAACCUUUUA
This is a messenger RNA of Poecilia reticulata (guppy), 1925 nucleotides long. RefSeq names its product caspase 10, apoptosis-related cysteine peptidase (gene casp10). Gene Ontology annotation, molecular function: protein binding; cysteine-type endopeptidase activity. The record is from RefSeq and is a predicted model, not a curated record. Gene Ontology annotation, biological process: proteolysis; regulation of apoptotic process. Lineage: Eukaryota; Metazoa; Chordata; Actinopteri; Cyprinodontiformes; Poeciliidae.